AUGCCUACCAACCCGCAAGCGCAGGGAUCGCAAUCCCAGCGCGGUCAGGGAAAGACGAGAUAUGCAACUUCGUGCACAGAAUGCCGCCGGCGAAAACAAAAGUGUUCCCAAGGCCAGCCUUGCACGAAUUGUCUACGCAGAUUUCCACAAACGACUUGUGAAUAUACAACCACUACUACGAGAAGAGCGUCUAGCCAGGGAGGUAGUCGUCCCAACGACGUAAAAGUCGUUGUCGAAGGCCCAGCCUAUUCACAUCUCGAUGUUGGCGAGCUGCAAGAUGCUAUCCUGCAGUUGGAACGGGAGACCCGCGAACAAAUUGAAAAGAAUGGCUCGCAGACGUUUUCUGUCAAGUUUCCGAGACGUCAAAAUCCCAACCGUGCCUUGACAAGCGCUGAAGGCGCCGAAAACGACGACGAAAGCAAGCUUGACCCCAAGGCCAGCACCGGAAGAGCUGGCAAGGAGCAACCAUUUAAGAUUAUUGUCAAGGAUGAGACGGGCCUCUUACAACCUCAGAACAUGCGAACGCUUCUAAAGACUAUUCUCCAAGUACGAGUCAACUUUGCCACCAAGAUUGUCAAUGACGAAUAUACACUGGACUCGAGAGCGUUGCUGCGCAUGGCUGAGCGCGCCACACGCCCGCCGCUGCAAGUUAGCAGCUACGAAGACCACCUCCACAACUUGCCCAUGACCUUGAACAAGUUGAACAUCGAGCUUGUCCGAAUCUACUUGCAACUACUUUGUCGGUUCAAAGCAGUGGUAGACGGUGCCCCAGACCCAACGAACCGAUUCAUGAAGCACUGGGUCCCUCUCUCCAUCAAGUCACCUCUCAACCUCCAAAUCAUUCUCUACACCUCGGCUUGCUUCUUGAACGAGACUGGCCAAGUACCAAAAAUGGUUGUAUGGGCGCACAAAAGUGCUGUACACAAGCUUAUCAAUGAACACAUUGCCAAGGUCGGCAAGAAUCUUAGUGACGAAGUCAUUAUGGGCACUGCUCAGAUGGUUCUCGAUUCGUGGUACUGGGGAACAACCGAGGAGAUGCAAGCGCAUAUGCUUGGCCUGAAAUCCAUGAUUAAAAUCCGAGGAGGUUUUCAAACCCUGGGAAUACAAGGUUUCCUUGCCAAGACCGUCAUCACGGAUGACAUCACCAUUGCCCUCGCUCACGAAAUCCCCACAUCCAUGUUCGACAAGGAAGGCUUCGAAUUCAAGGACGAAUUCAUGGUGCCCUACCAAGUAUCAUUCAACUCGCCGUUCAUGUCAGACUGGCCGCCAUUCUCCAGCCCUGCAUCUACGCUCGACGUACACCCGAAUGCGAACCAGCUUCUUGACGAUAUGCGAAACUUGCUCAAACUUGUUUUGGAGCUCCCCGAGGAGCAAACUUCAGAACAGCUUCAGCAAGUCGCUGAACUAGCAGCAUGGACAUACCAGCGCAUUUCCAUGCUGCCUGAGAAUGUACCCAGGAGAUGUGACAAGGAGCAGCAAAAGCAGGAAGACUUGCAGAUGCAGCAGCAGAGAACCCAACAUGUACCACAAGGCCAGAAUCAACAGCCAGUGUUGGCAGAUGCCGACUCGAAUGCUGACAGAUCCUCCAACGGCACGAGUGCGCGGUGGGAUGGAUCAUCGCCCGAAAAUACGUAUUCCAGCAGCGUAUUCGAGAGCUCUACACCAAAGGAGGAAGCCACCUUGACCCCGGAAACCUCGCCUGCCAGAAGCGGAAGCGACCAGUAUACAACCCCUCAGCGCCCGGACCUCAUGUACCGGGUUAUCCGCAACGUCGCGCUCAUCUACUGCCGUGCCAUCUUGGCCCGCGUGCCGACUAGCCACGUUUGUGACGCCAACGAAUUUGUGCAGAUUUGGAUGAAUAUCUGGGAAGUACCGCUGGCACAGUGGAAGACCAUUCUUGGCGUCUACCACUGGAUUACAGUUGGCCUGAUUCCCAGCGGACACGACACACCACCCGCUCGGUUUUCCAAGAUGUUGAUGGUCGUGGCACUUUUGUCCAUUGGGUUGGACAAUUGGCACAUUUGCAUCGAGAUUUCCCGGGCUGCGCUGAAACUGCAAAAGUGGCUGCGAGAGGGACACCCUGCGCCACCCUCUGGCAUCGUGGGCGGCGAAGCCGGUGUGCUUAAAUAUGGAUUCCCGAUCAAGGAAGAUUUGCCCGCUAUUGCCAAAUAUGACGGCAACCACUUCCUUGAGGGUAUUGAAGAAGACAUGGACGAUGCAGACGAUCUCGUUUAA
Messenger RNA from Akanthomyces muscarius, 2235 nucleotides. RefSeq lists its product as uncharacterized. Gene Ontology annotation, biological process: regulation of DNA-templated transcription. Bases 1 to 2235 code for a protein of 744 amino acids. The record is from RefSeq and is a predicted model, not a curated record. Gene Ontology annotation, molecular function: DNA-binding transcription factor activity, RNA polymerase II-specific; zinc ion binding. NCBI's taxonomy places the organism in Eukaryota, Fungi, Ascomycota, Sordariomycetes, Hypocreales, Cordycipitaceae. The transcript is spliced from 5 exons.